UCUUGACUUGCUCCAUUAAUGGCCUCGAUAUAGGUGCUAAAGUAAUUUGCUUUUCUCUUUUUUUUUUUCAAUAAACUUCUCAUCACCACCAUCAUCCUAAAUCUUUUUUGUUCUCACUUUCCCCCCUUCAAUUUGCAAUCACUUAAUUUCCUUUUUUUGGUCUUCUUAUCACUAUCGUCGUUGUCGUCAUUUGUGAUACUUUCUACUGAUGGAUUCUGUAAAACCAUCCGCGGUGACUUCGAAGAAGAGUAAAUUUGCACGCAACGUAGCCAAAGUUAUUCAACUUCGAGCAGCAACUGGGAUUGCUCCUGCUGAUGGGGUUCAGAAAGUUGUGUCCCAAGAAGAGGUCAAGCAUGAUAAGCAUCACCGUAAAAGUGCAGCUAGCCGGCCUCAGCCAUUUGAUAUUAAUAAUAUUGAUGAACAUCAAAAAAGUUUGGCCUUGGAAGCACUUGUUGCCAAAAUGUUCGCUAGCGUUUCAUGUGUUAAAGCUGCAUAUGCCCAGUUACAGUAUUCUCAGUCUCCUUAUGAUGCUGAUGGGAUUCAAGCAGCUGAUCAAUUUGUAGUCUCGGAGUUGAAGAAUCUGUCUGAGUUGAAGCAGUGCUAUAUAAAGAAACAGUUUGAUCCUUCUCCUGAGACUGCUCUGGUUUUGGCUGACGUUCAGGAGCAGAAGAGUCUUUCAAAGACCUAUGAGGUAAUGGGGAAGAAAUUGGAGUCUCAGUUAAGGCUCAAGGAGUCUGAAAUCAUGUAUCUGAGAGAAAAAAUGGAGGAAUCUAAUAGACAAAACCGAUUACUUGAGAAGAGGUUAAAUAAAAGUGGACAUUUAUCUAUGCCUGACAAUCUACGGCUACCAGGCUUAAGUCCCAGCCAUUUCAUUACAGUUCUUCUACAUACAGUCAAGUCUAUUCGAAGCUUUGUUAAGUUGAUGAUUGAUGAGAUGAAAUCUACCGGCUGGGAUCUAGAUGCUGCAGCCAAAUGUAUUGUAUCUGAUGUGGCUUACCGGAGAGCAGAUGAUAAAUGUUUUGCAUUCGAAAGCUUCGUAAGCAGAGAGAUGUUCGAUGGUUUCCAUUUGACUAAUUUCUCUCCCCAAAAAGAAUCUCCACCAGAGAAAAAGAAUCAGCAACAGUUGUUUUUCAAGAGAUUCGUUGAACUAAAAUCAACGAAAGCAACCGAAUACAUUGCCCACAAGCCCAAAUCAACAUUUGCAAAAUUUUGUCGUGCCAAGUAUUUGCAGCUUAUUCACCCCCAGAUGGAAACAUCCUUUUUUGGCAACUUGAGUAAAAGAAGCCUCGUGAAUUCAGGUGAAUUUCCUGACACUAUUUUUUUUACCACAUUUGCGGAAAUGGCUAGGCGGGUCUGGCUUCUACAUUGCCUGGCCUAUUCUUUCGAUCCUGAAGCCUCAAUCUUCCAAGUCCGUAGAGGGUGUCGUUUCUCCGAAGUUUACAUGGAAUGUGUCGCCGAGGAUGCACUUCUUUCUUCAGAAAAUGCACCGGACGUCGACCCAUCAGUUGCAUUCACUGUAGUUCCUGGGUUCAGGAUUGGUAAAACUGUUAUUCAGUGCCAGGUGUAUCUCUCUCCGCUACAGGCUAAGGUAAACCGUGGAUAAAAACUUAGCAUGGACCCACAACAUCGAAGAAUGAACCGGUGCAGGCCAUUGUCGUGAUUAUUUUGAGUAAACAUCUGAUUAUACGCCUUGUUGCUAAGUGUUUAUUGUGGGGUCUUGGAAUUGUAUGUAUGCAUGGUGACUUGGGGCAGCUUGUCUUUGUAUUUUCGUGGCCAUUUUGAAAAAAGGAAAGCGCGUGGACCGUUGUUAGGAAACAACUUUUGAAUCUUUUAUUUCAAUUAUGAAAGAUCCUCAAAACAAUUUUGUUAACAUUAGGCCAUUGACAGAAGGAUUGUUCAGCUGCAUUGCACCAUUUCCCUGUGUCUUGGAUGCUUUCAAUGUACAGAGUACUAUAUAUAAGCAUAAAUGUUGAUUUUAUAAUCACAUAUUUUAGUCA
Molecule: messenger RNA, 1997 nt
Organism: Populus trichocarpa (black cottonwood)
Lineage: Eukaryota; Viridiplantae; Streptophyta; Magnoliopsida; Malpighiales; Salicaceae
Product: protein GRAVITROPIC IN THE LIGHT 1
Exons: 1
Coding region: 209-1603 (464 amino acids)
Biological process (GO): response to red or far red light; negative gravitropism
Source: RefSeq, a predicted model, not a curated record